CUGAUAAGAAUGUAUAUGCAGUAUGGUUAUUUCUGUCACACUAUGUCUUAAAAGAACAGCUAAAGAGUAUUUAAAGAUUUAAAACAUGUUUAGGACUUACAUGUUAUAUAUACUUUUAGUGUGUGUUUAUGGAAGUGCAAUGUCUGGACAAAGAGGUGGAUCUCAAAGUGCACCAAGAAAAUGUGACGACUUUUUGCCAAAGUUGAUGAUCUUUGAAGUAGACAGAGUGUUUUGGCCGUUCCAAGUGGAGACAGACGUGGUACCACCAUUUGGGUUGAGAAGGUAUCAACCAAUAUCAAAUGAAAACUCAACUAAACUAUGGUCAGGAGACUUUGAAGGUAGAGAGCUGUUUGACAGUAAAGGCAGAGUCCUUCAAGUCUACUCCUACGCUUCUGAGGCAAUUUCCACAGCAUGGAAGAAGGGAACCAAAAUAGCAGUGACAGCUACAACGACAAAGAUACCCACUGUGAAACACUUGCUACGCCUUUUUGAUCUUGACGAGCACAUUACCGUGAUGGAAAUUGAUGACAGUUCAUCUUUGGAUCACGUUAAAAAGAUUAAGGGAGCUACUGGAUUGCAGUUCAAGGAUAUUGUUUAUCUAGGAUCCAAUCGUGUCAUGUUAAAUGAAAUUAAAAGAACUUUAAAAGUUCUCACAGUGUACAUAAGUCCUAAGAGUGGUCUGAACGUAAUGCAUAUAUAUUAUGCGAUAUAUUUCUAUAACUUACGACCAUAUAUAGCACGAUACAAAAGUCAUAGACAAAGGCAGCGAAUGCCAGGGACACUGAACACUGUAAAAGCUAGGCCAAGCUGAGCCAAGCUAGUCAUAAAGAUGUUCUCUAUGAUCUUUUCAUAUAAUCUCCAUGUUAUAAACAAUGGUACGAUACCUCACUGGCUUACACAAAUAUUCAGGCACUCUACAGACCUUUCUACUAGUGGACAUCUUGAUUUUUAUCCCAAAAGAACUAGCAAUGUUACACCCAUAAACCCCGUUACUAUUCCUUUCUUUUUUAUUACAGAGUUUUUUGCGAGAUUUCUAAUUAAAAGAUGCACCUUAUACAAAUAAAACUCCUAUUAGGUUUUCUUAUACUAUUACUAGUUGUUUAAAAAACAGUUUUUGAAGAAUUUUAAUUAAAACCAUUAAUUGUGAAAAGGUUACACACAUAUUUCUAAUAUUUUAAAGGCGUGUAGACCAUACACAUAUAAAAUGAGACUUCUUUUGUAGCUAUAGAACCGAAAUAGGAAGAAAAAUAGUUUAAAGAAUAAUUUUGUUUUUUUUAGUCAAAAUUUAAAGUGGUUUCAGUACAAUCUUAAGAAAUUAGUACUGUACCUACAAAUUAGGAAAAAAAUUACUAAGAUAAUCCAAUCAAUUACCAAUCAAAAGCUUUAUCAAUUUUCAUUUAUUUGGAUUGAAAUAUUCAAAUUGCUAAAAUAAAUAUAUUGAGAAAACAAAAUCCUAUAAAUAUUGUCAGACCAAUAGAACUCAGAACUCAAAUGUUUUCUUUGUGUUUUUAGUUUUGAUUAUGGAUUUACAAAAGAAAACAAAAAGUCCGGUUUUCUGUUAGAUUUUUGGAGGGAACUCAAAUUGUAAUCAGUGACACUUAUUUUAUGGAAUUUUGUAAUAUAUCUUGUACACGUAAGAAACAAGAUACAAUGAUUGACACCAAAUAGUUAUGGUGAAAUCCCAUUUUAUUUUGGAACUGAUAGCAAAAAUAGAAUUUCACAUUUUAAGAUAUUAUGUUAUUAUAAUUUGAAGUUAAAAAUCUGAAAAAAAUUGUAUUCACCAAGUGCCAUGUUGCACUAAAAGUGAACACUCUUAGGUGUUUAUUGUAUUGAGACCUAAUGAAUAUAAAUAAGUAACAGAAUAGUGAUUAAAUAUUACAUUCAUGCCUAGACAUGUGUUUAGUAUUAGCAAAUAAUCGGUUUACCACUAAAUUGGUAAUUGUCUCAAAGCAAUUUUAAUAUUUUCACAAAACAUGUAGAAGCAAAUAAUUGUCUGCUUAAUUAUUAAGCCUUUUUAGUGUUGUAAAAAGUAAUGACUAUAUUUAUGUUCAUGUUUGUUUUCCUGCAGUAAUGUCUUAAUAAUUACAUAAGAAUAUUUGGAUAUUUUGGGACAAGAAUACGAGGGGGUACCCAAAAAAAACCGAAAUUAUUUUAUAAAAAUUAUAUAUUAUCAAAUUUUUUACAAUACGACCUUAUCUCCUUCAAAAUAAUCUCCAUU
Molecule: messenger RNA, 2218 nt
Organism: Homalodisca vitripennis (glassy-winged sharpshooter)
Lineage: Eukaryota; Metazoa; Arthropoda; Insecta; Hemiptera; Cicadellidae
Product: magnesium-dependent phosphatase 1-like
Exons: 5
Coding region: 86-811 (241 amino acids)
Molecular function (GO): acid phosphatase activity
Source: RefSeq, a predicted model, not a curated record